Nanorana parkeri is the source of this 798-nucleotide messenger RNA. It is a transcript of the gene ART1, whose product is annotated as ADP-ribosyltransferase 1. The record is from RefSeq and is a predicted model, not a curated record. The annotation marks the transcript as partial. Gene Ontology annotation, molecular function: NAD+-protein-arginine ADP-ribosyltransferase activity; NAD+ poly-ADP-ribosyltransferase activity. The transcript has 3 exons. Lineage: Eukaryota; Metazoa; Chordata; Amphibia; Anura; Dicroglossidae.
GUGGACGGAAGACAAACCUCAAAACGAGAUGUUUUUUCAUCAAAAGAGUCUUCUCUGGACAUGGCACGUUCUUCAUUCGAUGAUCAGUAUAAGGGGUGUGGAGAUAUCAUGGAGGCUGAAAUUCCUCAGCUCUUCCAGACUGAGUAUUCCACAAAUACGGAGUUUGCUCAUGCCUGGGACACUGCAACCUUUAAAUGGGAGAAGGAGAAGAAGAGGCAAACGUCCUUACCCAAGGGCUUCAAAGACCAAUAUGCCAUUGCAUUGCUGGCGUACACUAUCAAUGGGCCUCUUCACAAGCUCUUCAAUGACGCUGUGAGACAGGCUGGAAGGUCCAAGGAGUAUUACCUGAGAAACUUCCACUUUAAGGUCCUCCACUAUUACCUGACCAAAGCUCUGCAGGAGUUGGACGUAGAAGAGACUCCUGCUUGUCAUAAGGUCUUCAGAGGAAUAAGAGGAGUCCGAUUUAAGGCCGAACGUCAGAGUAACGUCCGCUUUGGCCAGUUUACUUCUUCUUCCAUGAAUGACCAGAAUGCUCUUCAGUUUGGCGAGGACACCUUCUUCAGCAUCUACACCUGUUAUGGGGUCAGCAUCAAGAACUUCUCCUUCUUUCCAGGUGAGGACGAGGUACUCAUACCACCCUUCGAGAAAUUUAAGGUGACCAACUUCUCCAAGGAGGGAGACAGGAACGUUGUCACUUUGAAGUCUCUGGAGAAGUCAAGCAUUUACAACUGUGAGCUGGCAAAAGAGAGGAAGUGUAAAUCAAGAUGGUGUCCCUUCAACGCAGGUUUCAAUGUCUAG